AUACAGGCAGUGGGCCGGGCCUGGGACCAGCUGAAGUCCAUCUGCAGCUCUUCACUUCUUUCCUCCACCUUUAAUAUGAUUGAUCAGCGAAUGGAAAGCCAGAGGAGCAAAGCAAACGAGGAGAGAUCUUCAUCUUCACCUUCCAUUUCUCUCCUGAUUGAAUUUAAACGAGUGUGAUGUGAAGGCAAGGGGGAAAAACAAAAACCAAAAAAAAAUCACUUCUUUUUUUCCUUUUCUCACCCUCACAGUGCACUUCUCCACUACAUCACCUUUCUUUUUUUUUCUUGUUGCUUUUUUUUUUUUAAAGAAUUAUUUUUUUUAAUUUUCUGGUUCCUCCUUGGAUCCUUUGGCUUUCAGCACGGCUUCACCUGGGCACGUCUUUUCCUGAAGUCUCACCAAAAACGACACCAAGAUUUUCUUCUGCCAACUUUAACGCACGUCAGGGCAAAAAAGAGAGAGAGAGAGAAAAAAAUAGAAAGAAAAGGGAAAUUUUUUGAGGCGUAAAGAAGCGUUAAAGUUACACAAUGAGUCUCAAAUCAGAUUCUGAGCCGAACAACAGUGUAUCAUUAGAGGAGGAGGUACGAACCCUUUUUGUCAGUGGUCUGCCGGUAGACAUAAAGCCGCGGGAGCUGUACCUGCUGUUCAGGCCGUUCAAGGGAUAUGAAGGAUCACUUAUAAAACUAACUUCAAAGCAGCCCGUUGGCUUUGUUACCUUCGACAACAGGUCCGGGGCCGAAGCAGCCAAAAACGCAUUAAAUGGGAUUCGUUUUGACCCGGAAAACCCCCAGACGCUGCGUCUGGAGUUUGCAAAGGCUAAUACCAAGAUGGCAAAGAGUAAGCUGAUGGGCACGCCGAACCCCUCAAGCCUGCACCCUGCUCUUGGGGCUCACUUUAUAGCACGUGAUCCAUAUGACCUGACUGGUGCAGCACUGAUCCCAGCAUCCCCAGAGGCAUGGACACCGUAUCCUCUUUACACCACUGAGCUCACCCCCGGCCUGCCCCAUGCAGCCUUUACCUACCCCGCAGCCGCCGCCGCCGCCGCCGCCCUGCACGCCCAGGUGAGGGAGCAACCGAUGCGCUGGUACCCCUCGACCUCAGACACUUCACAGCCCGGAUGGAAAUCUCGCCAGUUCUGUUAAAUAUAUAAUAGUGCCACUCAGUACACGCAAGUUCAACCCUCCGUCCCUCCGUCUCCUCGACCUUCUCUCUGCCUCUCCUUCUCAGUAUAGGUGUACUGAGAUUUGUACUACAUGUAUUGAAAGGUGUACUACAUUUCAUUCAAUCAGGUAUAUUUAACAACAGAAACAAAAAGGUAUAUAAAUGACUGAUUCUGGAGAUUCUUUUCUCCUGAAGGACCCUGAGCAUUAAAAAAAAAAAAAACAGUAUGUAGUCUCCAGCCUGGUGCUUCAUGGGCUAAUGGUACAGUCUCUGAUUUUUCAAAGCCACGCAUGUAACGAGCCAAUCACGUGCAAGUUGAAAUGUUCUUGCUGCUUUCUGUUGGUUGUGUAUGUUUGAGGAAGAGGAUAAUCAUUAUGCAUGUUGAAGUAGAGUACAUGGCAUGAAAUGUAGAUUUGUGUUGCCAUUUGGUCAAACCCUUCAUGCUUUUUUAAAAAUAUUUUUUGGAGAUCUUAAAUGCUAUACUCAUGGUAGAUGUUUCUACAUCUUGCUACUAUCAAAAUGCGAGUCUUUGUUUGUUUUUGUGUGUUCAGAAUUGAACUCCACAUGCACUGGGUUUUUUUUUUUUUUAAUUCGUUUUUUAUUUUUUACUAAUUCGCUACGAUUGUGAGUUAAAUUGUCCAUGAUGGACGAAACCCGAGAUGCUUCUCCUUCCAAACCUCAAAUCCAUCGCCCCCUGCUCCGGUGUCUGUGCUUGUUUAGAGUAUAUUUGAACAAAAAAAAAGUACAAGUAUUUUUGUACAAUUGUGUAGUUAUGGAUAUUUAUGCUUUUUGUUUUGUGAAAUGACUUAUAUCUGUAUAAGAUGUUCAGUCUACCCGUGUUAUUUUGACAUUUUUUGUUUCUUGUAUCUUGUUUGAAGUAGAUAAGUGCAAUUUGUGUUUUUGUGUGUGUGUGUGUGUGUGUGUGUGUCAAAUGGCAGGACUAUGUUUAAUAAAUUAUAUGGUCUACUAAUAUGAUGU
This is a messenger RNA of Silurus meridionalis, 2136 nucleotides long. RefSeq names its product RNA binding protein, mRNA processing factor 2a (gene rbpms2a). The transcript has 8 exons. Gene Ontology annotation, biological process: negative regulation of smooth muscle cell differentiation. The record is from RefSeq and is a predicted model, not a curated record. NCBI's taxonomy places the organism in Eukaryota, Metazoa, Chordata, Actinopteri, Siluriformes, Siluridae. Gene Ontology annotation, molecular function: mRNA binding; protein homodimerization activity. The coding region runs from base 525 to 1139 and encodes 204 amino acids.